Messenger RNA from Aspergillus aculeatinus CBS 121060, 1559 nucleotides. RefSeq names its product SDR family oxidoreductase. The transcript has 5 exons. Lineage: Eukaryota; Fungi; Ascomycota; Eurotiomycetes; Eurotiales; Aspergillaceae. Bases 37 to 1206 code for a protein of 389 amino acids. The record is from RefSeq and is a predicted model, not a curated record.
CACGAAACCUCCUCCCCAAACCAACACCAAUCUACUAUGACCCUCCAACCCCCCAAAGUCGCCUUCGUAACCGGCGCCAACGGCAUCAGCGGCUACGCCAUUGUCGAGCAUCUAAUCCGACAACCCAAAGAAGAAUGGUCUCGAAUCAUCGUCUCAUCCCGACGUCCCCUCCCAGUCCCAUGGAUCGAUCCCCGCGUGGAAUUCGUGGCAGCCGACUUCCUGCAACCAGUCGAGAAAAUCAUGGCAGAGCUGCAAGACAUCUGCGCCCCGGUCACGCACGCAUACUUCACCUCGUACGUGCACGACGAUGAUUUCCGCGUCCUCAAGGACAAGAACGUCCCGCUGUUCCGCAAUUUCCUGGAGGCAGUGGAUGCAGUCUGUCCGGCGCUGCAGCGCGUGAGUCUGCAGACCGGCGGCAAGUACUACGGCGUCCACCUGGGCCCCGUCAAAGUGCCGCUGGAGGAGUCUUUCCCGCGGUACGAGGACCAGGGGUACAACUUCUACUACAACCAGGAGGAUUACCUCCGGGAGGUGCAGGGCCGGCGCGGGAGCUGGUCGUAUAACAUCAUCCGGCCGAACGCCAUUAAUGGUUAUGCUCCGCAUGCGAACGGCAUGUCCGAGGCCCUCACCGUCGCGAUCUACAUGCUGAUCUGCCGCGAGCUCGGUCAGCCGGCCACCUUUCCGGGCAACGAGUACUUCUGGAACUCGAUCGACGAUAACUCCUACGCCCCGAGUCUGGCCGACCUCACCGUGUGGGCGUCGAUGCACGACCACUGCAAGGAUGAGGUGUUCAACCAUGUCAACGGCGAUGUCUUUGUCUGGAAGCACAUGUGGCAGAAUGUGGCAGAAUAUUUCGGGGUGGAGGCACCGGAGCCGAACUUCGAAAAAGCGUCAGGGCAGGCCAAAACCCUCAGUAACGAAAUUGACAUGGUGGAAUGGGCGAAAGACAAACAAGAGGUCUGGGAGCGGGUUGUGCAGAAGUAUGGAGGCAAGCUGGAGGCUUUUGGCUGGGGCACCUGGAGUUUCUUCAACUGGGCGACCGGGAAAUCCUGGCUGACCAUCUCUUCCAUCAACAAGGCGAGGAAGAUGGGUUGGACGCGACACGACAAGACGUUCGAUACCUGGAUUGAGACGUUUCGGUCAUUCGAGAAUGCCGGAGUUCUACCUCCGCACAGGGCGUUGACAGGAGGAAGGAAUCGGGUAUAGUGGUCUGAGCCCCGUGAUAGCUGGACAAAUGAUCCAAGACGGUGGCUCCAUCCAGGGGAGAUGCUAUUUUUGUUGACCCUUGAAUGUUCAACAUUCAAAUGCCAUGUGUUGGCGCUUGAAGCUUCAAGUCUGGUAGCAUUCCUUGUGGUGGUGCGGGGACUGCGUAGAAGAACAACGACGCGCCCCCCCUGAAUAUCAACAGGCCAAUUGAGGGUGUGACUUCGCUCAAGGGCAAGUAGAUUCAAUCGAGAUUUGUCAAGGAAGUAAAAGAGGUGUCUAUAAGAACUUCAAGGUUAUUUCGCAUACCUCCAGCCUCCUCCAAAAAGUCACGCCAAGUAUAGUCAGCCAGCGGC